CGUGAAGCCGCGCGUUCAGUCUAUCUUGGUUGCACACUGCCUGAUGUCAGCUACGUCAGCGUGAAGCAAGAUCUGUGUCAGUGAAGCAAAGAUAAAGGGAUGGCUGCCAUCGAGGCGUUCGCCUUCGACACGCAUUACUUCUUCCUCACCUUCCUGGUGACGUGUGCCGUCCAGUACACGUGCUUCGCAAUCGCAUACGGGCUGCAAUUGUAAGGGGUUACAGGGAAGAAAAAAGAGAGAAGGGCCAUCAGUCAUCGUAUAGCUGUCUGUGCCAUGGGUCUGAUGUGUGUGCGUGUGUCGGAGCAGCGACAAGAUCACGGAUCUGUCGGGGGCGUCCAAUUUCGUCAUCAAUAUCAUCAUCCCUCUCAUCCUUGCCAACACAUACUUCGAGCGCCAGGUGCUGGUGACGGUGUUCAUAGUCGUGACGCGGCUAUACCUGGCGGGUUUCCUCUUCUACAGGGUCCUGCAACGCAAAUCGGACACCAGGUGAGGUGCCGACAGACAGAGGGGCGGGAGGGCGAGCGGGCAUCUGUGUGGGGAUGGAGGGGCAUAGAUUCACCCGGUUGUGUGUGCUGACGGUGGACGGUGCUCGUUCAGGUUUGACACCUUUCGGUCUAAUUUCUUGUACUACUUCGGCUUCUGGACAGGGCAGAUACUCUGGUGAGCAUCACAGAUGUCAUGACGGACCUCCACAAACCUGGAUGGAUGGAUGGAUGGUUCCUUCUGUCUGCGUGCAGGUGUUGGGGCAGCACACUGAAUGGCAUCUUUGUCGUGUCUGAGAAGGAGAACCCAUCACUGGGCCCGACCGACUUCAUCGGCAUCGUCCUCUUCGCCCUUGGGUUCAUCUGCCAGGUGGUGUCGGACGUGCAGAAGUACAUCUUUCGCGCCAACCCUGCCAACAGGGGCAUCCCAUGCACAACCGGCCUGUGGGCCUACUCGAGACACCCGGUGAGCAGGGAAAGAAAACAGACAGACAGACAGAUGGGGGGAAUGGGAUCCACCCUGUGUGUGUGUGCAUCAGAACUACUUCGGCGAGAUGGUGAUCUGGUGGGCGAUCUUUCUGAUGUCAGCAAGGGCGAUACACGAGUCAACGGUACACAUACAUCAUGACACACACACCGCCGCGGCAAGCGGCCAACGAGGCCUUGCUCCCGCUCUCUCUCUCUCUCUGCACCGAUCGAUCCAUCCAUCCAUCAGGAUACCUGGGGGUGGGCGACGGUGGUGAGCCCGAUAUGGACCAUGAUCCUGCUGCUGUUCCUGAGCGGCAUUCCCUACGCCGAAGGGGCCAACCUGAAGCGCUACUUUGAGAACCCCACCAGCAGGCCCAUGAUAGAGGCCUACCAGAGGGACGUCUCGCCCGUCAUCCCAAUGCCACAGGUUGUGUACAGGAAUCUGCCCAUGAUCGUCAAACAGGUCAGUGAUGUGGGUGGAUGGAUGGAGUGGCCGAUGCAGUUGUCGCCUCCUCACCAAUGAAUGUGUGUGUGUGUGUGUGUGUGUGUGCAGGUGUUCUUGUUUGAGUUCCCAAUGUACGAGUACCAUUACGUUCCCCCCGACAGCACCGCCGCCCAGGCUGCUGCAGCUAACGGGUCGGGCAAAACUGAUCAACAGCCAGACCAAGCCUAGCCCAGUCACACACACGUACGGACACGCAAAACAGGCCUGGCGCAUCUGAGUGAUAUACCUGUGCCCUUGUGUGUGUGAGUGCAGGGGUGCCGGCAACCCAAUAGAGCUCAGCAACACCUCGGCCGAGAGGGAAGCCCUCAUACAGGCGUGAAGGUGGCCCUUGUGCAGCUGCCAGUGUGUGUGUGGGUGUGUGUGUGUGUGUGUUGCGGGGGAGGGGGGAGGGUGGAUAAGUCAGUCAGGUCGGGUGUCUGUCUGUCCCUUUGUUUCUUUUUUUCCUUCUUGAUAUUGUCACUCAGCUAGCUCCCUCAGCUAUUUGUUCGUCGGCUCUCGUGUGCUCGUUUGUUCAGGCAGGCCUGGCGUGUGUGUAGUGUAGUCAGUACCUUUCUAAAGAGACGUUGCUGUGUACAUAGUCUCUGUGAGAGAGGCAGAAGGACCGCCGUAACCUCGAUAAGGCAAACUUGCAACGGCGAACACGGGUUGGGUUCAUGCAGUGGUCUGUCGAUCUGCCGCCAACAUAUGCAUAUAUAGACCAGCAUCCGUCCCCACACACACAAAGCUGGCUGGCUGAGUCCCCCUCCUCCUUGAAUCCUGUCUCUGAAAGCUCAACCAGUCAUUCUACUCUGCCAUCUAUCUACUAUGUGCUGUCUGCUGGUCUCAUGUGAUCUUUCUUUAGCGAUUCACGCAGCGCAGACACAAAUAUUAUAUUGCGUGAAGCGUCUGUCAGCGAUGACACACAGACACUCAGGGAGUCACGUGUCAAUCAUGACACAGCAC
Molecule: messenger RNA, 2397 nt
Organism: Vitrella brassicaformis
Lineage: Eukaryota; Vitrellaceae
Source: the annotation of a GenBank genome assembly